Aspergillus pseudoviridinutans is the source of this 3465-nucleotide messenger RNA. RefSeq names its product MFS transporter. Lineage: Eukaryota; Fungi; Ascomycota; Eurotiomycetes; Eurotiales; Aspergillaceae. Gene Ontology annotation, molecular function: transmembrane transporter activity; acyltransferase activity, acyl groups converted into alkyl on transfer. The transcript is spliced from 8 exons. The coding region runs from base 1 to 3465 and encodes 1154 amino acids. The record is from RefSeq and is a predicted model, not a curated record. Gene Ontology annotation, biological process: tricarboxylic acid cycle; transmembrane transport.
AUGUCGUCGGGGACACUUUACAUCAGAGACUCGCGCACCAGCGCCGAGUAUGUAAUCCCAGUUAGGCGAAAUGCAGUCUCAGCGAUGGACUUCAAGAGGAUCAAAGCCCCAGCCGCUGGCGCAGAUCGAGCCGAUCAAGUUGCCAGUGGACUACGCGUGCACGACCCCGGGUUGCAGAAUACUACCGUGGUGGAAACAAGCAUAAGUUUUUCCGAUCAUGAGAAGGGACUCCUUUUGUUCCGUGGGUAUACUUUGGAGCAGCUUUGGGACAGCGAUUUCGAGGAUAUGCUGCACCUUCUCGUCUGGGGGAGUUAUCCUACGGCCUCGCAGAAGAAGGAAUUGAGCCGGAAGCUUGCUGAGGAAAUGGCUAUGGUUCCCAAAAGCGUGCACAGGACCAUAGCAACACUGCCGAGGACUACCUCACCCCUGCCUCUCAUGCUAGUCGGACUUUCAGCGUGUCUAGCAUACGUCCCAGAGAGUAUUCCUGCAUCGACGAAGCCCGAUCUAUAUCAAAGCAAUAGCAGAGAGGUCGACCGCGCAAUCAUUCGAACCGUUGCAGCAUACGCGGUCGUGUUCGGGUUGGUAAGCUGCCAUCGAAGAGGGAUCCCGUUUGCACAACCAUCUCGCGACAAGCCUUUCCUCGAGAAUCUGUUCCAGACAGCAGGUCUGGUAGAUCCAACCACCGGACGUCCAGAUCCAACAAAGCUAUCAUGUUUCCGGCGCUUUGCCAUGCUCAACGCGGACCAUGGCAUGGCUCUAUCUGUAUUUUCAGCACUGGUCACAGCAUCAUCUCUCACAGACCCUAUGUCAUGUGUGAUAACAGCAAUAGGGGCAGCGUUCGGCCCACUUCAUUUCGGUGCUACCGAGUCAGCCAACCUCGCGCUGCGGGAGAUUGGAACGCCAGAGAAGGUCCCCAACUUCAUCGAAGAAGUGAAGCAGGGCAAACGAAGACUCUUCGGAUACGGACAUCGCUCGUACAAGGGAGUGGACCCCAGAGUUGCUCCAAUAAGGUCUAUUCUCAAGGAUUUGGAUACCUCCUCGAACAGUCUCCUAAAAGUCGCCGAACGGAUAGAGCAGGUUGCCUCGGCAGACGAAUAUUUCAAGAGCAGAGGGCUCUACCCCAAUGCUGACUUCUACGGGAACUUUGUCUUCACAGGGAUAGGGUUCGAACCAGAUAUGAUCCCGGCCGCCAUGAUGGCUCAGCGUAUCAUGGGCGUAAUGGCACACUGGCGGGAGUAUAUGUGGCAGUCAAGUAUCUCUCAACCACCAGCCACUGAAUCGACGCCGCUCCUUUCCUCUCACCCAAAUUCACAGCGGUAUUCAGUCUUCACCAAUGGACAGAAACGCCUCAUCAUCCUUGCAGCUGCUCUGGCCUCGAGCUUUUCUCCUUUCUCGGCCAACAUCUACUAUCCCUCUCUCAAUUCCAUUGCAGCAGAUCUACAUGUCACCAGUUCUCAGAUCAACUUGACCAUCACUACGUACAUGGUAUUCCUCCGGCCAUUGAGUUUUGCGUCCUUUCAAGUAAUAGUCACUCAUUGGAGGCAGAUAUGUCAAGGCCUUGCCCCCUCCUUCAUGGGCUCCUUCGCGGAUCAAGCCGGCCGACGCCCAGCAUACAUCCUCUGCUUCGCCAUCUACAUUAUCGGCAACAUUGCCCUCGCGCUCCAACACAACUACGUCGCUCUUCUAAUCCUCCGUGCCGUACAGAGCUGUGGAAGUAGCGGGACUGUCGCACUCGCGUCUGCCGUGGCAGCGGACGUCAUCAUAUCCGCCGAGCGAGGCAUGUACAUGGGUAUCACCUCGCUGGGCAACAUCCUAGCUCCAUCCCUUGGCCCAAUUCUAGGCGGUUUCCUGAGUCAGUACUUCGGCUGGCAGGCUAUAUUCUGGUUUCUUUUCCUCGCCGCGAUAACCUUCUUCAUACCGCUCUUCCUCUUCUUCCCAGAGACUUGUCGCGCCAUUGUCGGUGACGGGUCAAUUCCAGCUACAGGAUGGAAUCAAUCAGUCUGGAACCGGUGGCACAAACAACAUGCUACUACUACCUCCAACUGUGACGUCGAAGGCUCCCCAGACACCUGCCGCGAGGUCCAUCCAGCGCCUCAAAAAAGAAGUAUCACCUUCCCAAAUCCCCUGUCCACACUCCGCCUCCUCUUCCAACUCCCAACAGGCCCCCUCGUCCUCGCCAACGGCAUAGUCUUCGCAAGCUACUACUCCGUCACAGCCGGCAUCCCCUCCCAAUUCAAAGCAAUCUACGGGCUAAGCGAUCUAGGCAUCGGCCUCAGCUUCAUCCCAGCGGGCCUCGGCUCCCUCGUCAGCGCAACCUUCAACGGCCUAAUUGUCGACUGGAACUACAUCCGCCUCCGCCGCAAAACCGGCGAACCCAUCUCCAAAGACCAGAAGCAAGACCACGGCGCAUUUCCUAUCGAGAGGGCACGGUUGCAGAUCGGGCUUCCUAUGACGUUCGCAGCGGCACUUUCAGUCGCCUGGUACGGCGCGCUGAUCGAAAGCAAACCAGCGCUGAGCGUCGCCCUGGUCCUCGUGUUCCUCAUCUCGUUCUGCAUCACGGCCGCAUACAACGUGAUGAACGUCCUCAUCGUGGAUCUGUACUACACCACGCCGGCCACCGCUAUGGCGGCCAAUAACCUCGUGCGAUGCUUCCUGGGCGCAGCCGCAACGGCCGUCAUCCAUCCUAUGAUCCAGAAAUGGGGGAAUCAGACUACGUACUGGGCUGUGGCGGGGGCGAUGUUGAGUCUUGCGUUCCCUAUGAAGGCAAUUAUCCCAUCUGUCCUAUUCACAGCCCUAUCUUCCGCACACUGGGCUCUGCUUCCGGGAACUCCCACUCUGCAGAUGCGAUACCCCUCGACCCCAUGGAUUUCGCCAGGCGAUACCAUCAAACAACCAGAUGCCCUCCCGAUACCCUGUAUCAGCACUCUGAACCUCAACGCCGCGCGCACCUACCUCCUGCUCUUCGUCGACAUCGACGUGGUUUUGGAAUCGUGCUCGACUACAGUCUUGCAUUGGUACCAGCCACACAUGAGGGCAUCUGCGACCAGUCGCUGCAACGACAAUAAGAAAGGCUGGCUAGUCAACAGAACUUCCACAGGAGCAGAAUACAUCGCUCCCCAGUCGCCACCGUACACACGCCAUCGAUAUGUCUAUCUUCUCUACGAGCAGGAUCCCAACUAUGUGUUUCCAGAAUGUUUUGGGCAUAUUUUCCCCAAGACCAGAGAGGGACGAGGCGGGUUUGAUAUCAAACAGUUCGUUGAAGUUGCUGGACUCAGAGCGCCGGUGGCAGGGAAUUUCUUCUACGUCGACAACGAUGCGGCACCGACGACAACGGCAUCAGGAGGAUUGGUGCCCACCACAACGUGGUUCAGAUCGGCACCAUGCAGGACCGAGGAACCGAAGAGCACGGGCUUCAUUCCCAUGGAGGCAGACUACGGGGUCGAUCAACAGCAGGUGGUCAUAUAA